Messenger RNA from Dreissena polymorpha, 6297 nucleotides. Its product is annotated as exportin-1-like. The record is from RefSeq and is a predicted model, not a curated record. Gene Ontology annotation, cellular component: nucleus; cytoplasm. NCBI's taxonomy places the organism in Eukaryota, Metazoa, Mollusca, Bivalvia, Myida, Dreissenidae. The transcript has 22 exons. Gene Ontology annotation, biological process: ribosomal small subunit export from nucleus; protein export from nucleus; ribosomal large subunit export from nucleus. The coding region runs from base 173 to 3391 and encodes 1072 amino acids. Gene Ontology annotation, molecular function: nuclear export signal receptor activity; small GTPase binding.
AAAAAAUUAUAAACUAUGCAAGCAAUUAGUGUGCUCGUAAAUUUCGGAAACCAACGAAUGCCCACGAUAUGGCGGCUAUGUUCCAGUUCCAACCGGUUCAGGAAAGUUUGUUCGAAAUACACACACUUCCACAAGAUACACAAGUCGCGAAAAAACAAGAUAAACAGCUCGGAUGCCAUCUUCUGCGGCAAUGGGGACUCUGGCUGAUGAAGCAGCCAAGCUUCUCGACUUCAACCAAAAGCUUGAUAUCACACUCUUAGACCAGAUCGUAACAUGCAUGUACACAGGCGAUGGCCAGCGGCAAAGGAUGGCACAGGAGGUCUUAACAAACCUGAAGGAGCAUCCCGAUGCCUGGACGAGGGUGGACACAAUUUUAGAGUACUCCAACAACCAGAAAACAAAAUAUUAUGCGUUACAAAUAUUAGAAAAUGUUAUAAAAACUCGAUGGAAAGUGUUGCCAAGGCCUCAAUGUGAAGGCAUAAAGAAGUACAUUGUUGGAUUGAUAAUAAAAACUUCAUCAGAUGCAGGCACAUCAGAAAAGGAGAAGACAUACCUUGGGAAAUUGAACAUGAUUCUAGUCCAGAUUUUAAAGUAUGAGUGGCCUAGGAACUGGCCAUCUUUUAUCUCAGACAUUGUUGGAGCCAGCAAAACGAACGAGUCCCUAUGUCAGAACAACAUGAUAAUACUUAAACUAUUGAGCGAGGAAGUGUUCGACUUCUCAAGUGGUCAGAUGACCCAGUCAAAAGCAAAACACUUGAAAGAUAGCAUGUGUAGCGAGUUCUCGCAGAUUUUCCAAUUGUGUCAGUUUGUGAUGGACAAUUCUCAAAAUGCGCCAUUAGUGGGUUCCACAUUGGAAACAUUGCUGAGAUUCCUCAACUGGAUUCCACUGGGCUAUAUCUUUGAAACCAAACUGAUUUCAACUCUCGUAUACAAGUUCCUGAAUGUGCCAAUGUUCAGAAAUGUCACCUUGAAAUGUCUCACAGAAAUUGCAAGUGUCCAAGUUGGUCAAUAUGAUGAACAAUUUAUUCAGCUGUUCAGCUUCACUCUCACACAGUUAAAACAGAUGUUGCCAGUUGCAACCAAUAUUCGUGAGGCAUAUCAGCGUGGUACGGACGAUGAGCAGAUGUUCAUACAAAACCUCAGCCUGUUCCUAUGCACCUUCAUGAAGGAUCACGGGCAGCUGGUUGAGAAGAAACCAGACCUGAGUGAACACCUCAUGGCUGCCCUGAGUUACCUGAUCCUGAUAUCCGAGGUAGACGAGGUGGAGAUAUUCAAGAUAUGCCUGGAGUACUGGAACUCCCUGGCUGCUGACCUCUAUAGGGAGAGUCCUUUCUCUGCCACGUCAUUCUCACUGCUGGGCAAAAACACUGAGAUGCCCAUUCGACGGCAGCUGUAUAACCCAGUGCUUUCUAAGGUGCGUCACGUGAUGAUAUCUCGAAUGGCCAAGCCCGAGGAAGUGCUGGUGGUGGAGAAUGACCAGGGGGAGGUGGUACGAGAGUUUAUGAAGGACACGGACUCCAUCAGUCUCUACAAGAACAUGAGGGAAACUCUAGUGUACCUUACACAUUUGGACUAUGCUGAUACUGAAGCCAUCAUGACAGAAAAACUUCACAAUCAAGUCAACGGAACGGAGUGGUCUUGGAAAAACUUGAACACUUUAUGCUGGGCAAUAGGCUCCAUCAGUGGUGCUAUGCACGAGGAUGACGAGAAGCGUUUCCUGGUUACGGUCAUCAAGGACCUGCUGGGCCUGUGCGAGCAGAAGAGGGGCAAAGACAACAAGGCCAUUGUGGCCUCCAACAUCAUGUACGUGGUGGGACAGUACCCACGCUUCCUGAGAGCACACUGGCGAUUCCUGAAGACUGUUGUCAACAAGCUCUUUGAAUUCAUGCAUGAGACCCAUGACGGUGUACAAGACAUGGCCUGUGACACGUUCAUCAAGAUCGCCCAGAAGUGUCGUCGCCACUUUGUUCAGGUGCAGGUGGGCGAGGUGAUGCCCUUCAUAGAGGAGAUCCUCAACGGCAUCAACACAAUCAUAUGUGAUCUCCAGCCUCAACAGGUGCACACAUUCUAUGAGGCUGUGGGCAUGAUGAUCUCUGCGCAGACUGACCAGGUGGCGCAGGAGCACCUGAUAGAACGCUACAUGCUGCUGCCCAACCAGGUGUGGGACGGCAUCAUCAACCAGGCAACACAGAACGUGGAGGUGCUCAAGGAUGGUGACGCCGUCAAGCAGCUUGGCAACAUCCUCAAGACUAAUGUCCGGGCGUGUAAGGCCCUUGGACAUCCUUACGUCGUGCAGCUUGGACGCAUUUAUUUGGACAUGUUAAAUGUGUACAAAGUUAUGAGUGAGAACAUUAGUAGUGCUAUUGCAUCGAACGGUGAAAGUGUAACAAAACAGCCACUAAUUCGUAGUAUGAGAACAGUAAAAAAGGAGACACUGAAACUAAUAUCAGGUUGGGUGAGUCGAUCUAAUGACCCUGCGAUGGUUGCGGAAAACUUUGUCCCACCAUUAUUGGAGGCCGUGUUACUGGACUACCAGCGCAACGUCCCUGCUGCAAGAGAACCAGAGGUGUUGAGCACAAUGGCAAGCAUAGUGAACAGACUUGAGAGUCACAUAACGAAGGACAUUCCACAGAUCUUUGAUGCAGUAUUUGAGUGCACUCUGGAAAUGAUCAACAAAGACUUCGAGGAGUUCCCCGAACACAGAACCAACUUCUUCCUGCUCUUGCAGUCUGUGAACACACAUUGCUUCCAAGCAUUCUUGAAUAUCCCUGCGGCUCAAUUCAAGCUGGUACUGGACUCGAUCAUCUGGGCCUUCAAGCACACGAUGCGUAACGUGGCUGACACAGGCCUAGACAUCCUGUACGUGCUGCUGCAGAACGUGGCCAGUGAGGAGAACGCGGCACAGAGCUUCUACCAGACCUUCUUCACGGACAUCCUUCAGCACAUAUUUUCUGUGGUCACUGACAGUUCACACACAGCAGGGUUGACGAUGCAGGCGACCAUUCUGGCGUACAUGUUCAGCCUGGUUGAGCGUGGGAAGAUCACCAUCGUCCUGGGCGGUAACACUAGCACCGUGGCGGACAACAAUAGCUUUAUACAGACCUUCCUGCUGAGUCUUCUCAAGGCAGCCUUUCCACAUCUCAAUGAACCCCAGAUCAAAAUCUUCAUUGAAGGCCUGUUCAGUUUUGACCAGGAUAUUGCUUCGUUCAAGGAACAUUUGCGAGACUUCUUGGUUCAGAUCAGGGAGUUUGCGGGUGAAGACAACAGCGACCUGUUCCUGGAUGAGCGGGAGUCGGCCAUCAAACAAGCGCAAGAAGAGAAGAAGAAGAUCCAGCUAUCAGUGCCAGGCAUCAUAGGUCCCCACGAGAUACAGGAGGACAUGCAGGACUAGAUGCACUCGCUGGGAACCAACUGUAAUAAAAAUGAAACGAGUGAUGGGAUGGAGACUGGCUGUAUAUAGACAAGUGGGGAUUGACAGUGCUUUGAUGGGUCGGUGGAAUUCGGUCUGGCAGUUUGUGGGCUGUGCCCUUCCCUUCCACCCGACCUCCUUGUUACUUAUUUGCAACCUGGUGGAGUCUGCGAAAAAGAACUAGCUGACAUAGUAGAAAAAAGUGCUUACUAGUUUGACAGUUUGUCUGCCCGCUUUAAGACUCUUUAAGUUACGGAAGCUUGUGAACACAAUGUUUGAAAGUUGUAGUUUUUGCUAUGGGAUCUUUGUGUUCUCAAACACUGAGACUAUUGUUGUAUUAAACUGCUAUAACAUGGUUGUCAAUACUUGUGUAUUGGACAAAAUUUACUAGUGUACUUACAUAUUUAAAGAUUGCAAAUAAGGAUUGGAUCCAUUCAUCAUGUCUCGGAAGGCAUAACUUCUUAAGGGAUUUUGAUGAUUAUAAGCAGAUGGGAAACUAACAAAUACAGAUUUGUCUGCCAAGCAUUGUACAUUACAUUUUAUUAGUAAUUAUCAGAAACAAUCAUUGUAUCAUUUUUCAAUUUGUACUAGCUUGUCCAUGGUAUUUAUUACUUGCUGACACAUGGCUAUUUUUUCGAUUUGUUUGCAUAAAAUAGAAUGUCUGUGUUGCUAAUAUUGUUACAAAUAUGUAAAUAUUGUUCAGUUAUUGAUUUUUUUGUCGUUUUAACAGGUAGAGUUAAAUGCUCCAGCAAAUAAUUCACUUUGAACCCUUUGUCGAUUCUGGAAUACUUUUAUCAGGACAUUAAUCUGUAAACUUGCUGCUAGGAACACUGCAUUGCAAGGUGACACAAUUUGUGUAGAACAGAGGAGUAUACCUUUGUGCUUCAUACUUUGUAAUAUAGCAGAACAUACUCCUUUGUUAGGCUGAAGAGCUUGUUUAACCCCCAAUAAAAUGUUAAUGGCUGUUUGGAUAAUGUGAAAAGCUUUUGAUUAGAAAUGUAAUUUGUUUUGUUUUUUCUAUAGUUUAAGAUUUGUAUAGCAUUAUUUAAAUGGCAGCGUGCUGAUUACCUAUCGUCAAGUAUCUUUUGAAAUACUGACAUGAAUUUACCUUUUGUUGAAAUCCUGCUGAUUGUAAGGUGUAAAUAUUCUAGCAAUUAAUGAUAAAAAGUAACAGUUUUGACACCUUUAACAUAGUACGUUUUUGUCUUUGUAACAUCUAACGGUUGUAAUUAUUUUGAAAUCAAAGUUUGCUUUCUUACAUGUUUUAAAUAUACCAUUAAAACAUUUUUUAAAUGUGUAUGUAUCUUUUAUAUCAGUGGUUUAAUGGGGUUGGGCCCUGAGAAAUUGUCAUAUUUUUGCAAAAAUGUGCAAUUGUAUUAGAACUUAAUUGUGUAGUUUGUUUGCAAUUUUUUAUGUUACCAGACAACUCGCAUAUGUAACAUUAAUGUGUUAUGUAGCAUUUCAUUUACCAUUCAUUGAUUUAUGUCAACUAGUUAAUAUACAAGUUGGGAGAGCGGGGAUGUUGGGGGUGGGGGUUUCUCAAUUCAGUUUUGUUUACCACUUGAUCAAUUGGAAAAAUAAAAAUGUGACAACUCUUCAGACGUGAAAUUUAGUUUUUAUUUUGUUUUGCAUUCACUUCCCUUCUGGAUGGUCAUAUAGUUUUGCCCUUGUGCAACCCAUCCGACCAGCUGACCUUCUUUCUGUCAUAUGUUAAAGUACUGGUAUUAGGGGGAUGAAACUUGGCAAGUAUAUUAACCAGCAUGUGAACUAGAGCAGCUCCAUAUUUGGACUGAUAUUUUGACUUAACUGGAGAUAUGUCCCCUUUUUAUAUGAAAAAGUACAACUUGUGUUCACUUGUGUCACGUUGAACUAACAAAGAGUUGUUGCUAGAGGAGGGAGAGGCAAGCGUAUUAAACAGGUGUUACCGGUAUCUUGGGAACCUCCAUAUUUUGGUUCCGGUUUUGAGACAAAAGUCGAGUUUUCAGACGAAAGCUGAAUGCGCGUGGCAUCCAUGUUAACCAACACAUUUCUUGUUGUCCCUGUGUUAACAAAGCUGCUUAAUUAAAUACAUGGAAUAUGUGGCCUUUUCAUGUAGAGGCUUUUUCAUAAUUAAUUGUGAUGAACAUGUAAAUAUUGCAAAGAUCCUUCAUGUUUUUACAUGUAAUUUUACUGAACAAACUCCAUAUUUUUUUCAUAUGCACAAAUUUCUCUUUAACGGCAGUUUAAACUGUGACACAUCAAUUUUAAGCCACACUCCCAGCUGUAUUCAUAUUACAGCCUAUCUUGAUGACUGUUGAUUUUAACAAAAAGAACAACAACGCACUGAGUUAUGCAUUACUGAUGUAAAACAUCCAUUAUGUAUUAUCUGAACACUACACAUCAUCCUGUUGUGAAAUUCUUCAGUUAUUUUCAGCGUUUUGUAUUUCUCAUAAAGUUGUAUUUAAACAAUGUUCUUACUAUUGUAGUAUUGGAAUAUGACCUUUUUGUAUUGAUUUGACCGGUGUUAGUUUUGGUGUGACUUGUAUUCGACAUCAUAACCUAAUUGUUUUACACCAUGUAUUCCCUUGAGUGAAUGUCUAGUUUAAAGGAAAUUGUCUUUGUCCGUUGUGUUAGAAAGGCGUUGCCCAUCAUACAAUCAUCUACAACACCAUAGUACAAGUAGUAGAUAUAGUAGAUCAUUCAUCAUCAUGGAGCAUUAGGUCGUGUUUUUGAUAGUUCUGAACACAUUUAUGUAUAGACUAUUGCUGAGGUUUUUCAUUUGCGUGUAUUUUUGGUGUCUAAAUCUAAAGACAAAAAGUGUAUAUAACCGUACCAUGUGUUGUUCUGUGCUCAGCAAUACGAAUGCUUCAUCUUAUGUUAUGAUUUAAUAAAGUCUGUAAAAAUUGCAA